Messenger RNA from Gongylonema pulchrum, 548 nucleotides. The record is from the annotation of a GenBank genome assembly. NCBI's taxonomy places the organism in Eukaryota, Metazoa, Nematoda, Chromadorea, Rhabditida, Gongylonematidae.
AUGGCAUCUACGGAUAAGCAGAAGCAGAAGCCUGAAACUCCUCACGAAUUGGUGGCAAUCAGCUUGACUGAUCGUAUUUGCAAUGAUGGGCGUUCGGCAAAUUUUAUUUGGGAAGAGUGGGAUCAAGCCCGAGAAGCCGUCUCAAGGUAUAUUGUGGUCUACAGAAAGUUGAAUGAAAUCCCGAUAAUUUGGGAUUUGAUGUUCAUGUUAGCCGGUGCGCAUCCUUGUCUCUGGUAUUGUUUCCCAAUUUUAAAAGCAUACGUUGCUGCAGUUAUGAUACAAUUUGAGAAUAUUUCGGACCCGAAAUCUCAUCCAGUCAAGGAGCUUACUAAUAUGCUUGAAAAAUGGUUUCUACUCGUCAGUAAGGGACGAAUGCUGCCUCAACAGAUGGUACCGUUCUUUGAAGCUAUCGUCAGGGUGAGCUGUCGAGAAGGAUUCAUGCUCCUUCUGGAUAUAUGGCAGUAUUUUCAGGUUUACCUUUCCUCCUCAAUAAGUCAAUUUUUUAUGCGUUUUUUGCAGCUAUGCAGUGCGGAAAACGCAUACUGACG